AUGAAGUUUGCCACUGAUCAUGAGCUUAUGGCCUAUUAUAAGCGAUAUGCCGAGCAACAAGGUUUUGGUGUUAUAACACAACGGACGAAGAGAGAGGCCGAUGAGAGAGUGAGGUAUUUGACGAUUGGGUGUGCGCGAGGUGGCAAGUACCAACCUAGCCAUAGUAAUAUAUCGAGGCCGCGUCCAACUAUUAAAACGGAUUGUAAGGCAAGGAUAAAUGCGCACUUGGUGAAGGGUACUUGGGAGCUGACCAGUGUUGAACUUGCUCAUAAUCAUGACACUGUCAGCCCACAAAAAUCUAGAUUCUUUAGAUCGCACAAAAAUCUAGACGAAUACAGUCAGAGGAUGCUUGAUUUGAACGACAGAGCUGGUAUUCGAAUGAAUAAGAAUUUUGGGGUACUUGUUGUUGAAGCGGGGGGGUUUGAGAAUCUUGAUUUUCAAGAAAAAGACUGUCGGAAUUUUAUUGACAAAGCUAGGAAAUUGAGGUUGGGUAAAGGAGGUGGCGAAGCCCUUACUGAGUACUUCAAGCGGAUGAGGUCGCAAAAUGAUGGUUUUGUUUAUAUGAUUGAUGUGGAUGAGGAUUUGAGACUGAGAAAUGUGUUUUGGGCUGACGCACGUAGUCGAGCAGCGUAUGAGUAUUUCGGCGAUGUUAUUACUUUCGAUACGACAUAUCUUACAAAUAGGUAUGGUAUGCCGUUUGCCACGUUUGUUGGUGUAAAUCAUCAUGGGCAGUCUAUACUGUUAGGGGCUGGGUUGCUUUCAAGCGAGGACACAAGUACUUUCGUCUGGUUGUUUGAAGCAUGGUUGGAGUGCAUGAAUGGUCGGGCGUCAAAAGCCAUCAUUCAGACCAAGACCGAGCAAUGA
Molecule: messenger RNA, 864 nt
Organism: Carya illinoinensis
Lineage: Eukaryota; Viridiplantae; Streptophyta; Magnoliopsida; Fagales; Juglandaceae
Product: protein FAR1-RELATED SEQUENCE 5-like
Exons: 1
Coding region: 1-864 (287 amino acids)
Source: RefSeq, a predicted model, not a curated record